AUGUGCAGAAGCGAAAGCAAGCUGGAGAACUUGUUCAAAACAGAUAGCGAGUCGUUCAUGAUGGAGAACUCUGUAGGAGCAGAGAGCGAGUUGAACUCAAUGGAAUUGUUCUUCUCGUCGUUAAAAGAAAUGGACGACAGCUUCAGCUCGUUCUGGAGCUUGCCAAAAAUCAAAAUUUCCAACGCGGAGUUCUUAAUGUUCAUGACCAAAAUCAGAGAGUCGCGACAAUUUGGAAUGUUGAAUAGCGAUCUGUUAUCUAUCACAACUGUGGUGGAGUCUUCACUUUGGGUCUCAUUUGAUUUUGUUGCCGAGUCUUGGCUAAUCAGCUGUUUAACCUUGGAAUCGUCCUUGUCGACGAUCUUGAGCUUGCAGCCUUGA
Molecule: messenger RNA, 378 nt
Organism: Ogataea philodendri
Lineage: Eukaryota; Fungi; Ascomycota; Pichiomycetes; Pichiales; Pichiaceae
Exons: 2
Coding region: 1-378 (125 amino acids)
Source: RefSeq, a predicted model, not a curated record